UAUUAAUUUCCGUGUCCAGAAUCUCCCAUCAUCAUCUUAAUAUCGAUUUGACUCUUCAACUGCUUAAUUGAUCACAGUACGACUCAUCAUCGUCUCUGUCGAAAAUGCCUUCUCUCAAUAUUCUCAAACUGCCGUAUUUCACUCCCGAGAAGCAGCUACCUGCUCCUCUCCCUGAUCCCGAAUUCCUUCGGGAAGACCAGUAUCCACUCGAUAUUCUUAGAGGAGUUCGCAUCGGUAACCAUUAUGUAGCCAGGUAUGGACUCGACCCAGUGGCCGGCCCUCUCGAGGCCGUAAACAUGCUCAUUGUAAGUAAAUAUACAAAGAUCCCCAUCCCGACUUUAUACGCGGCCUACUGGCACGAGCACCAGGGCAUCCGGAGCUUUGUUAUGGUCACGGAAUACGUCCCAGGACACACCAUCAGGGAACACGCCGGCAACGACGCAGACCGCCUAAAACCGCUGGUCCCUUCCAUCACCGAGCAGCUCCGCUGCGCUCUCUCGCAGCUGCGGCGCAUCCCGCACGCCGGCUUCUACGGCCCCGUAGGCGACGAUCCGGCGCUGCGCUCCAAACAGUUCCGGUCUGCGACCGAGGUGCGGAACGCGCGUUUCGACGAGUACAUACCGGAGUAUCGUGGCGAGCCCGACGACCUGUCGAGGCGGUACACGAAGAGGCGGGCGGCUGCCAAAAAGCAGUUCUGCAUGGGCCUGUCUACCGGCGACGCGCCGGUCUUCACGCACGGCCGGCUGGACAUGUGGGCGAUCAAGGUGCGGCUGGACGGCAACAUUUGCAUUACUAGGUGGGGCUCUGCUGGGUUCUACCCGCCCGAGUUUGAGUAUAUGCGAGCUGAGAGUAUGGGCGAGGGUUGUGAGGUGUGGAAGGAUAUCCUAGCUGCUUUCCCCGAAAACGCUUCCGACGAGCGGUACGACUUGAUCGAGAAUAUAUUCCACGAGUAUGAGGAUAUGAUGGAGAUUAAGCAUGAACUUAUGUUGAAGGAGUUUGACGAAAUGGGGUUGUCUUGUUGAGUUUAGAUAUACUUUAUAUGUGAUGGUGAUGAUGAUGAUGAUGAUGGCUUCGAUUAUUUAUCAACUUCGUAUUGAUUCCUGGGCGAUAAAUUAACUAAAGAUUAAAAAAACAAUAAUAAUAAGAGUAUAAAAUAG
This is a messenger RNA of Daldinia decipiens, 1157 nucleotides long. RefSeq lists its product as uncharacterized. Lineage: Eukaryota; Fungi; Ascomycota; Sordariomycetes; Xylariales; Hypoxylaceae. The transcript has a single exon. The record is from RefSeq and is a predicted model, not a curated record. The coding region runs from base 105 to 1022 and encodes 305 amino acids.